Messenger RNA from Mandrillus leucophaeus (drill), 3017 nucleotides. It is a transcript of the gene AGER, whose product is annotated as advanced glycosylation end product-specific receptor. Lineage: Eukaryota; Metazoa; Chordata; Mammalia; Primates; Cercopithecidae. Gene Ontology annotation, biological process: regulation of p38MAPK cascade; regulation of inflammatory response. The record is from RefSeq and is a predicted model, not a curated record. Gene Ontology annotation, molecular function: signaling receptor activity. The coding region runs from base 1555 to 2859 and encodes 434 amino acids. The transcript has 12 exons. Gene Ontology annotation, cellular component: plasma membrane.
ACGCCCCCAUGCAUCCCCACGCCCGCCCCUCCAGACGGCUUACUUACCUCAUAUGCAGCUCAUCUUAAACCAAUAGAAUCGCUCGGUGGACGAGAGUGUCUGACUCAGAUAUCUACCUCGGAGGGAGUUUCUGCUACUUUAGGGAAUUAUUGACUGGGCUUUGGGGUUGAACUUUUUUUUUUUUUUAAAGAAAGAAAAAGAAACCCUGGGAUCCAUCUGUUUUUUUUGUCGUUGUUGUUGUUUUUGGUGGUGGUGGUGGUUCUUAAUUUUUAAUUUAGUUUGGGGAAGCAGCUUUUUUUUUUAUAAAUAUGUUGAUUUCUUGUCUUUUUUUUUUUUAAAUUUCUUACUUUCCCAUAUUAGGGGUGAUAGCCAAAGGGGUCCUGGUAAGAGAAAGGGGGGACAAACAGAACUGGUGAAGAGGCCCUCCUGGCUCCAGGCCUGUCCAUCAGGAAGUAAAUUUUACAGGGCACCAAGCUUUGCCCCCUAAAAUCACUUACGUGUUCUUUGCUCAUGCAGGCAGUUUCUGCCGCAUUUGGUGUGGAGGCAGUGAAGGGCUUGCCCUGCUGGCCUCUCAUGCCCCUUCUUCCCACAAACCUUGGGCAGGGCUGGACUCAGUAAUUUUGAGGAAAUCGAAGAUGCCAUCUUCCCCUGUGAGUGACAUGUCUUUAAUUUUUUAAAAAACUACUAUUUGAAAAUUGGAGGGGGAAGAAUGGGAAGGGAGUUAUUGCCAAAUAUGUUAAAUAUGGGUUGGGGUGCUUGUAUAUGUAUCUUCCUCAAUUUCCCCAGAAAUGAGGUAUCUUUUUGUCACACCAAAAUCAAGUGGUAGGGAGAGGGAGGAGGUUGCAAAAAGCCAGGUGUGGGGGAAAAGUAAAAUCAACACUGUCCCAUCCUCAGCCCUAAACCCUACCAUCUGAUCCCCUCAGACAUUCUCAGGAUUUUGCAAGACUGUCAGAGUGGGGAACCCCUCCCAUUAAAGAUCUGGGCAGGACUGGGGACACAUUGGAAGUGUGAUGGGUGGGGGGGUGGGAGGCAUGGGCUGGGGGCAGUUCUCUCCUCACUUGUAAACUUGUGUAGUUUCACAGAAAAAAAACAAAAUGCAGUUUUAAAUAAAGAAGUUUCUUUUUUUCCUGGGUUUAGUUGAGAAUUUUUUUCAAAAAACAUGAGAAACCCCAGAAAAAAAAAAAAUAUAUUUUCUUUCACGACGCUCCAAACAGGUUUCUCUCCUGUCCCCUAGCCUUGCCUUCACGAUGCAGUCCCAAUUGCACCCUUGCAAACAACAGUCUGGCCUGAACCCUAUUGAUGCAACCUUGCCCAGUCAACAUGGGGCUCCAGUGGGUCACCAGGCAGCCCUGAUGGACUGAUGGAAUAAAUAGGAUAGGGGGCUCUGAGGGAAUGAGACCCUAGAGGGUACACUCCCCAUCCCCCAGGGAAGUGACUGUGCCCAGAGGCUGGUAGUGCCCAGGGGUGGGGUGGUAAUUAUUUCUCCAGUACCUGAAGGACUCUUGUCCCAAAGGCAUGAAUUCCUAGCAUUCCCUGUGACAAGAUGACUGAAAGAUGGGGGCUGGAGAGAGGGUACAGGCCCCACCUAGGGCGGAGGCCACAGCGCGGAGAGGGGCAGACAGAGCUAUGAGCCUGGAAGGAAGCAGGAUGGCAGCCGGAGCAGCAGUUGGAGCCUGGGUGCUGGUCCUCAGUCUGUGGGGGGCAGUAGUAGGUGCUCAAAACAUCACAGCCCGGAUCGGUGAGCCACUGGUGCUGAAGUGUAAGGGGGCCCCCAAGAAACCACCCCAGCAGCUGGAAUGGAAACUGAAUACAGGCCGGACAGAAGCUUGGAAGGUCCUAUCUCCCCAGGGAGGCCCCUGGGAUAGUGUGGCUCGUGUCCUUCCCAACGGCUCCCUCUUCCUUCCGGCUGUCGGGAUCCAGGAUGAGGGGAUUUUCCGGUGCCAGGCAAUGAACAGGAAUGGAAAGGAGACCAAGUCCAACUACCGAGUCCGUGUCUACCAGAUUCCUGGGACGCCGGAAAUUAUAGAUUCUGCCUCUGAACUCACGGCUGGUGUUCCCAAUAAGGUGGGGACAUGUGUGUCAGAGGGAAGCUACCCUGCAGGGACUCUUAGCUGGCACUUGGAUGGGAAGCCCCUGGUGCCUAAUGAGAAGGGAGUAUCUGUGAAGGAAGAGACCAGGAGACACCCUGAGACGGGGCUCUUCACACUGCAGUCGGAGCUAAUGGUGACCCCAGCCCGGGGAGGAAAUCCCCAUCCCACCUUCUCCUGUAGCUUCAGCCCAGGCCUUCCCCGACGCCGGGCCUUGCACACAGCCCCUAUCCAGCCCCGUGUCUGGGAACCUGUGCCUCUGGAGGGGGUCCAAUUGGUGGUAGAGCCAGAAGGUGGAGCAGUAGCUCCUGGUGGAACCGUAACCCUGACCUGUGAAGUCCCUGCCCAGCCCUCUCCUCAGAUCCACUGGAUGAAGGAUGGUGUGCCCUUACCCCUUUCCCCCAGCCCUGUGCUGAUCCUCCCUGAGAUGGGGCCUCAGGACCAGGGAACCUACAGGUGUGUGGCCACCCAUCCCAGCCACGGGCCCCAGGAAAGCCGUGCUGUCAGCAUCAGCAUCAUCGAACCAGGCGAGGAGGGGCCAACUGCAGGCUCUGUGGGAGGAUCAGGGCCAGGAACUCUAGCCCUGGCCCUGGGGAUCCUGGGAGGCCUGGGGACAGCCGCUCUGCUCAUUGGGGUCAUCUUGUGGCAAAGGCGGCGACGCCAAGGAGAGGAGAGGAAGGCAUCAGAAAACCAGGAGGAAGAGGAGGAGCGUGCAGAGCUGAAUCAGUCGGAGGAACCUGAGGCAGGCGAGAGUGGUACUGGAGGGCCUUGAGGGGCCCACAGAGAGAUCCCAUCCAUCAGCUCCCUUUUCUUUUUCCCUUGAACUGUUCUGGCCCCAGACCAACUCUCUCCUGUAUAACCCCACCUUGCCAAACUUUCUUCUACAACCAGAGCCCCCCACAAUGAUGAGUAAACACCUGACACAUCUUG